GGGGGAGAUCCGGAAGUCAACACCAUGUCGAGUCUGCACAAGAGCCGGAUUGCAGAUUUCCAGGAUGUCCUGAAGGAGCCCAUGAUUGCCUUGGAAAAGCUUCGGGAACUCAGUUUUAGUGGCAUCCCCUGUGAGGGCGGACUGCGAUGCCUCUGCUGGAAGAUUCUCUUGAACUACCUCCCCUUGGAGAGAGCCUCAUGGACCUCCAUCCUGGCCAAGCAGAGGGAGCUGUAUUCUCAGUUCCUGAGGGAAAUGAUCAUCCAGCCUGGCAUCGCCAAGGCCAACAUGGGUGUGUCCAGGGAGGAUGUGACCUUUGAGGACCAUCCGGCCGAGGACAGCGUGGCUCAUUUUCCCGCACAGCCUCUGAACCCCAACCCUGACAGCCGGUGGAACACGUACUUCAGGGACAACGAGGUGCUGCUGCAGAUCGACAAAGAUGUCCGGAGGUUAUGUCCAGACAUAUCCUUCUUCCAGAGGGCUACUGAGUACCCCUGCCUCCUCAUCCUGGAUCCUCAGAACGAAUUCGAGACCCUUCGUAAGCGGGUGGAGCAGACGACCUUGAAAUCCCAGACGGUGGCUCGGAACCGGAGCGGCGUCACAAAUAUGAGCUCCCCACAAAAGAACUCGGCGCCCUCCAUGAACGAGUAUGUGGUGCUGCCCAACGGCUGUGAGGCCCACUGGGAGGUGGUGGAGCGGAUCCUGUUCAUCUACGCCAAGCUCAACCCCGGCAUUGCUUACGUGCAGGGCAUGAACGAGAUCGUGGGGCCCCUCUACUACACCUUUGCCACCGACCCCAACAGCGAGUGGAGAGAGCAUGCUGAGGCAGAUACCUUUUUCUGCUUCACCAACCUCAUGGCUGAGAUCCGGGACAACUUCAUCAAGAGCCUUGACGACUCACAGUGUGGCAUCACCUACAAGAUGGAAAAGGUGUACUCCACCCUGAAGGAUAAAGACGUGGAACUCUACCUGAAACUGCAAGAGCAGAACAUCAAGCCCCAGUUCUUUGCCUUCCGCUGGCUGACCCUGCUGCUGUCCCAGGAGUUCGUGCUGCCUGACGUCAUCCGGAUCUGGGACUCCCUCUUCGCCGACAGCAACCGCUUUGAUUUCCUCCUCCUGGUCUGCUGCGCCAUGCUCAUACUGAUUCGGGAGCAGUUGCUGGAAGGGGACUUUACCGUAAACAUGAGACACCUGCAGGAUUACCCUAUCACAGACGUUUGCCAGGUCCUUCAGAAAGCCAAGGAACUCCAAGACUCACAGUAGCCUGGCGGCAAAAGACCCACGUUUGGAAGAGAAGCCCCUGCCGACCCCGGUGCCCUGGCUUCUGGGACAUGCAGAAGCCUGUGGGGUCCCAGCCAGAGGGGCCGAUGCUGGACUGGCCUGCUCCAGGUCUCGCCCUGGCCUCCCGUCAGGGGCCUGCUGUGCCCCACUCUUUCCUGACCACUGAGCCCGGGCUCCUCCCCACCCUUCAGCCCUGGACCUUCUGCCCAGGCCACAAGCAAGGCAGGGGCUUUCGAGGUGGUUUCCCGGGGCUGGGGCAGACUGCGGGCCCCUCCCUGCCUCUGCUCUGCCUCUCCCUUCCUGCCCUCCUGCUCCGUCUUCUGGGCUCUGGUCGGGGAGGUGCUCGGCAAACGGGCCAGAAACCGCUUUUUCUGGAGGUUGGUGCUUCCUGGGCUUCUCCAUGGGGAAGGUGACACUGUGAAGGAGCUAAGAGGCUGCCAGGCCCAGGUCACACCUUCUGUCCCUUUCCCACUGAGUGUGUGUGUGUGUGUGUGCGUGUGCGUGUGCGUGUGCGUGCGCACUUGUGGGUUGCUGUGUAUGUCUUAUUCCCUCUGGCAUGAGCUUCUCCUCCAGUCUGUGUGUGUGUGUGUGUGUGUGUGUGUGUGUGUGUGUGUGUGCGUGUGUGCGUACGUGCGUGCGUGUGUGUGUGCUUGUGGAUUGCUAUGUAUGUCUUAUUCCCCCUGGCGUGAGCUUCUCCUCCAGUCUGUGUGUGUGUGUGUGUGUGUGUCCAUGUGUAUGGAGGAAGGUGACCUUCCUCUAGUCUGUUUCUUUGUCUUGUCACCUCUCUGCCUCCGUCUCCCUUUCUCUCCCUCUGGCUCUUUCACGGAGGGUGUGUGGCUCUCCUCUGUCCACUGCUCUCUCCAUUGCUGUCCGUUUGCCCUUUUUUCUUAGGUUGCCUUAUCCCCAGCCCCUCCCCUCCCCUCUCCUCAACGUUGGCUCAGAACCCUGGAGACAGAAUGAAGAGUCUGGCUCAGCAGAGCUCCUGAAGGUCAGCCUUGGCCUUUGCAGCCUGUUCCCAUCCCCCAGCGCUGGGCACCCAGGGCUCCCAGCUCACAGUGCCUCACCAUGGAGUUCUUGGAAACCCCAACCUGCUAAGAGCGGUUGGCCCGUGAAGAGCCAGCGCCCUCCUGCCCAGGGAGGGAGGAGAGGGAGAGCUGAGUCUUCCAGAGGUUUCCUCAAAGGUCCUCUCCCAAAGGCAAAAAAGCAUUAAAGUUGGGAUCCAGGUGCUCUGGAGGUGUAGUCGUUCCCAUGGCUUCCAGGUGCCGGCCCAGGGCAGGCGAGUCCCUGCAAGGGGAGCCUCUCGGGGGCGGGCGGGACUGAGCUCCAAGGCUUGGGUCCCGUGCAGGCCUGGAGGGCCGCGUCCCCCCGCUCAGGAGGGCUGAAGGCGGCGCUGUCCCUCCUCGGGUCUGGUGCUCUGACUGGGGUCUGAGGCAUCUGGAGUAGGCGAGCUGGCUCCUCGCACCCUGGGCCUGUUCUGACCGGGAGCCUCCCUCCUCUUGUGAGGAGGCAGGGGGUUUGCAUCUGGAAGCCUGGAUGAGUAGGUCCUCUUCAUCUCCCGAGACCGGCCAUCAGGACCCCCCAAAGCCUCCCUGAGUCUGACAGCCAGAACGUGGGGCUGAGGGCCGGGAACAGCUUCCCACAGGCAGCUCCUGCCAGGCUGUCCCAUGGAUGCUUUACUUGCCUUUUUCCUCCUCUCCCAGAACAAUAUUUGGGAGAUUUUACUAUUUAUUCAGACUCCUGGUUAUUUAUUGCAGAUUGGCAACUGCUUGUUUGGGGGAUGAAGGGUAGGGCUCGGAAAGUGGAAAUAUGAUCUUCCCGACCUUUCAGGUCCUCCAGCAUCCUCUUCUACCUGCCUCUGGGACCUUCCUGGUUUUCCAGGAGAUCCUGGCUGGGAGGGCUCUGAGCUCUGUAAUAGAGCUGGGUGUAAGGGGACCUGGUGUGUAAAGACCCUGGCAUGGGGCAGAAACACACUGCUUGCCAGCAGGCUGGUCACCCUCUUCCCAGAACUUUUUGGCUGGUAGUUCACUCCCAGCUUGAUCCCUUCAGAGCCUGAGUCUUGGGCCACAGCCUGGGACCCAGCAGACACUUCCCAGGACCCUGAUGCAUUCUCUCUUGCCUGUCCCUCUGCCCUCCCUCCUGGACCAUACUACUUGAAUCACUGCAUCUGAUUCGCCUCAUUGACAGGCCUGGGUCCAGUGCCCUCUCCUUGGCCUUGUGAGAAAGGUCAAAAGAGCACAGGGACCAUACCCAGGUUAGACUGAGCUCCCACAGUGGGAGGACCUGCCCCUUGCCCCACCCCAGACUCUCAAGGGAGGCCCCAAGAGCCAGAGACUCCCAGGCUUCCUACUUGGAAGCUCCCCCAGGACUUUGGACAUGUACAGAAUGAGCUGAAUGAAUUCAGGUCUCACUCCAAGGGUCAGAAUGUUAGUCUGCUUUUGUUUUUUCAUCUGUUUUUGUUCUUUUGAAUCAAUGCUGUUGAUGACAAGUUGUCUUUAAUAAAUCAUGUGUUCUUUGCA
Messenger RNA from Budorcas taxicolor (takin), 3794 nucleotides. It is a transcript of the gene TBC1D13, whose product is annotated as TBC1 domain family member 13. The record is from RefSeq and is a predicted model, not a curated record. Lineage: Eukaryota; Metazoa; Chordata; Mammalia; Artiodactyla; Bovidae. Gene Ontology annotation, molecular function: GTPase activator activity. Bases 25 to 1260 code for a protein of 411 amino acids. Gene Ontology annotation, biological process: intracellular protein transport; activation of GTPase activity. The transcript has 12 exons.